This is a messenger RNA of Zingiber officinale, 590 nucleotides long. RefSeq names its product auxin-responsive protein SAUR64-like. The transcript has a single exon. The record is from RefSeq and is a predicted model, not a curated record. Gene Ontology annotation, biological process: response to auxin. NCBI's taxonomy places the organism in Eukaryota, Viridiplantae, Streptophyta, Magnoliopsida, Zingiberales, Zingiberaceae. The coding region runs from base 75 to 479 and encodes 134 amino acids.
AUUCCAAGCACAUUCUCAUCGGUUUCAGCAUCUCUAGCUCAUUCUUAGCUUUUUCAAACUUCAAUUUUUAAAUCAUGUUGAGUCCCAAGAGGCUUGUUGAGAAGGCAAAGAAAGGGAUCCCCUUGAUGAGAUCUAAUAGUCGGCCGAGUUCAUAUGAGGGUAACGCAGGGGUUGCUGAAAAGGGCCAUUUUGUGGUGUACAGUAUGGAUGAUACAAGAUUCGUGGUGCCAUUGGCAUUCCUCACCAGCUGUAUUUUCCAAGAGCUCCUCAAGGUUUCAGCUGAGGAGUUUGGAUUACCCGGUAAGAGGCCAAUUACCUUGGCCUGCAGUGGAGUUUUCAUGGAGUACGUGGUCUCCUUGCUCAAGAGAAGCGUGUCUAGAGAUGUGGAGAGGGCGCUGCUUGCCUCCAUCAAUGCGAACCGGUGUUUGGAUUCCACUUUGGUUGGUCUUGGUCGUGACCAACAACGAGCAGUAGCAUGAUGACGAUGAGUGUGGAUAUAUAUAUGUUUUGUUAAUUAGAAUUAAAGUGUACAGAGAUUUAACCAUAGAGCGGUAAAGUUGUGUUUUUCAUGCCUCUUGUUCCUCGAGGUA